UGAUAGCACACUUGCAUCCGCAUCGCCGAGCCGAGGGUUGAGUUUGAUCUAGCAAUAAAACUCCAUGUGACACCCGUGCGUUUAUUUACGGUUAUUCUCGUGUACCCCUCAUCCGUUUUCAACGCGAAGAGGUCUUUUUCCAAACCCAUAUCUGACCACCUUCGCGAAACCGCUCGGAUCGCUCUUCGAUAUCAUUUUUGUUUUUAUACCUUUCAUUUCUCAACAUGGCAGAUGACGCUGCACCCCGGGUCCCGCCUACCCACGAGAUUAUCAUUGUUCCCCCUGCAGGGCACGAAGGCCGCCAUGACCUCCUUCAGCAGUGCAUCCAAGUUAGGAUUGCCGUUUUCGUCACAGAACAAGGAUUUCCUUUGGAAGUUGAAGUCGAUGAACAUGAUCCGACUGCGACGCAUUGGUUAUUAAGACUUUUACCCUCUCUCGAGCCUAUAGGGACAAUCCGCGCCCACAAAGUGGAACACGCAGGUGGCUCGUAUUACAAACUUGCACGCCUCGUCGUUUUGAAGGAAUACCGGCAUUAUAAAUUCGGGCGUAGUCUCGUGCUUGCGUUGCAUAAUUGGGCCAAGGAUAACGCCAGAUACUCAGGGGUAGUUGACUUCGUCAACAUAGUUUGUUACUCCCAAGCAGUUCGUUCAGACUCGCCUGGCGCUGUAGCGUUCUAUCGCAAGUUGGGUUAUGAAGAAGAGGGCGAUCUGUUCGAUGAAGACGGUGAACCCCAUCAGAAGAUGGUGGUUCGAUUAUCAUUAUCGGAGUAA
Suillus paluster is the source of this 770-nucleotide messenger RNA. RefSeq names its product acyl-CoA N-acyltransferase. The record is from RefSeq and is a predicted model, not a curated record. Gene Ontology annotation, molecular function: acyltransferase activity, transferring groups other than amino-acyl groups. Lineage: Eukaryota; Fungi; Basidiomycota; Agaricomycetes; Boletales; Suillaceae. The transcript is spliced from 4 exons. Bases 225 to 770 code for a protein of 181 amino acids.